AUGAAAUUAGGAUAUAAUGAAAUAAUGAUAGUAUCAAAGUACUUUAAUGAUAUUAAUGAUUUUAUUAAUUUAGAAAUAGGAAUUAAAAGAUUUAGAGGAAAUAUGGAACGAUUUCAUUUUAAUCCAAUUCCAUUAGAUGAAUAUUCAAGAAAAUUAUUUCCUAAUAUUGAAACAUUUCAUAUUUAUAAUUAUAAUGAUAAAAUAUUUAAAGAUGGAAAAAUAUUUAAAAAAGUGGUCUGGUAUUUAGUAGAUUAUUCAAAAUACUUAAAAGAAAAAGAAGAAUGGGAUAUAUAUAAAAAUAUAGAAUAUGCAAUUGCUUAUGAAAUAUAUAACUAUAGCAAUACAAUACCACCAGAAGUUAAAUCACUUGGAUAUCAAUGCUUUAAAGGUUGUGAUAGAUUAACAUCAAUUAAUAUACCAACAACAAUUAGUAAAAUAGGAUGUAAUUGUUUUGAAGGAUGUACAUCAUUAACAUCAAUUAAUAUACCAACAACAAUUAGUAAAUUAGGAAGUUAUUGUUUUAAAAACUGCCCAUCAUUAAAAGCAAUUGAUAUACCAACAUCAAUUAGUGAAAUAGGAGAUAAUUGUUUUUAUGGAUGUCAUUCAUUAAAAUCAAUUAAUAUACCAACUAGCGUUAGUGAAAUAGGAGGUUAUUGUUUUAAUGGAUGUUUAUCAUUAACAUCAAUUACUAUACCAUCAUCAAUUAGUAAAAUAGGAUGUGGUCGUUUUUAUGAAUGGUCAUCAUUAACACCAAUUAAUAUAGGUAAUAUAAAAUUUAUUAGUGAAGAAAGAAUGUUUGUGAAUGAACCAGUGUUAGUUAGUAUUAAAAUACCAUAUGAUCUAGAAAUAAUCAAUGGAAAGAAUAUUGAAAAGAAAGAUAUUAAUGAAUUUAUUAUUCCGACAACAAUUACUAAAUUAGGAUGGAAUUGUUUUGAAGGAUGUACAUCAUUAAAAUCAAUUAAUAUACCAUCAUCAAUUAAAGAAAUAGGAGAUAGGUGUUUUAAAAACUGUUCAUCAUUAACAUCAAUGAAUAUACCAUCAUCAAUUAGUAAAAUAGGAGAUGGUUGUUUUUCAGAAUGUUCAUCAUUAAAAUCAAUUAACAUACCAUCAUCAAUUAGUAAAAUAGGAGCUUAUUGUUUUUAUAAAUGUUCAUCAUUAACAUCAAUGAAUAUACCAUCAUCAAUUACAUCAUUUUGA
Entamoeba dispar SAW760 is the source of this 1197-nucleotide messenger RNA. RefSeq lists its product as uncharacterized. The coding region runs from base 1 to 1197 and encodes 398 amino acids. The record is from RefSeq and is a predicted model, not a curated record. The transcript has a single exon. NCBI's taxonomy places the organism in Eukaryota, Evosea, Mastigamoebida, Endamoebidae.